GCAUCAGUGGAGGACAGACGAAGAUGAGGUACAAUCAGAGGGCUUAGUGGGAAGGAAAGCAAGAAUUGAUAACGAACUUUGGAACAUAUGGACGGUAUAGAACAGAAGGGAUAUGAAGGGACUGGGUGCAAAAAUAAAAGAGCUAAUUAAAGAGGAGGAUGAAGGAAUGCUAGUCAUGGGACUGAUAGAUAGAUAUAGUUUUUAUUCCAGCUUUUAAGCCACGAAAUGGACUUAGAUUACAAUCCACUAAACCAUAUACACCCUCACUCAUAUCACCAUACUCAAUAUCUUACAUGCUAAACUUAAAAUGAAUAACCCUUAAUCUACAUACAUCGAAUCCUUAAACUACCCUUAACAUUAACUUUGGUCUCUUUCUAUUUUACAUUUUUUCCUUUCCUUCCUCUUCGUCUCAAUCUUCCUUACCCACUCUGCUACCCUCUCAUCCGCCCUCCCCUCUACCAACGUUUCCUCUUUUAAUUCUCCUCUUUCUAACUCCUAGCAGUCCUCUAUGAGGUGUUUCAGCGUCCCUUUUUCCAAUUUGCACAAACCGCACUUUCUGUCCUCCUAUUUCAGCCAAUAUCUGUUUCCCUCUUCUAAAUUCCCACACCUUAUCCUAGCUAUAAGUUUUUGAUUAUCUCCCUUUCCUGUUUUAUUUAAAUACUCUGGCCGUAGUGCUGUUACAAUGUAUUUAUAUCUGCUGUUAUAUGUUGCCUCUCUUAUCUUAUGGUAUUAUACUUGUUUUUGCACUUGGAUAUUUUUGGACUCUUUCACUACAUCUCUCUCUCCUUCUCUUAACUCCUCGACUCCCGCUUGACUAUAUCCGUUUCUUCUCAGGUAAUCCGUUCUUUGAUAUAUCUUGUCUCCUCCGCCGAUGUCUCCUUUUCCUUCAGCCAUUCUUUUAACAGCUCCCUGCCGACUGCAUUCCUAAUCUUCUCUUCAAAUCUUCAAGUUUUAUCCCCGUCCUGAUUCUAUUUUCUUCCUUUUUGUUUCCUCUAGGAUCAUGUAUUUUGGUGUACAGAAAUCCAAACCGAGACACCACCUUAUAUACUUUGUUUGUACCCCUUCUAACUCCGCCCUCUCCCUCCAUCCAAAAACCUCCACCCCAUAUAGCAUCACUCCCAACACCAGACUAUCAAACAUUACAAGCCUUCUUCUAAAAUCUCCUUUGAACUUCCGUUCUCCUAUUCCCCAUACCUGUCUGAUUAUAACAUUCGCCUUCUUUACUCUCUCUUUUACAUGCCUGGCCAUGUCUUCGUUCCUUUGGAAGUGCACCCCCAAAUACACAAACUCUUUCACCGUCUCCAAAACUUUUCCUUUCCACCUUCACACUCGUUCUUUUCCCCUCUCUCACCCCCUUUCUUAAAUAUCAUUACCUUUGAGUUUUCUGUGUUUAGGCUUAACUUUCUUUUAUCUAAAUAUCUUUCUAGUGUUUUCAGCAUCUCCUCCAGUUCUUCUGCUCUCUGUGCAUUGGGAGGAGACUGGAAUGCAAGAAUAGGAGAAAACGGUUAGAUAUACAAUGAAGAAAGUAAGGGCUAAACUAAGAGGAAAACUAAGGAUAGAGUGAAAAACAUAGAGGCAGAACAUAUUCUACAGUUAACAGAGGGCAGAGGUUGGCAGAUAGCAAAUGGAAACAAACAGGGAGAUGAGGAAGGAGAAUGCACGUAUACUAUAGGUAGCAGAGGGGAAACGGUGAUCGAGUAUGUGAUAUUAAAUUCAAUGGCCUUAGAAGGCACCUAAAGGUUUGAGGUGGUAGACAGAGUGAAGUCAGAUCAUCAUCCCAUUGCGAUUACGUGUUGGGGGAUGGGAAACGGAAAAGAGGAAGGAAGGGAGAAGGAGGACAGGGAAAUAGAAAUUUGGUGUUGGAAAGAGGAAAAUGUGCAGUCGUUUAAAGGUAAGACAGGUAACAGAACAUUUGGACAGGAGGGGGUGGAGGAGGGUUGGACGGAAUUAAGGAAGGCAAUUCGGGAAUGUGGAGUAAAGAGAAAGGUGAAGAUCACAGAAAGAAAAAUACGUUAUAAGUUUUGGUGGGAUAAGGAGUGCGGAAAAGGCGAAAGGAAACUAAAAAGACUAUACAGGAAAUGGAAGGCAGGAAAAGUAACAAGGGACGAAUAUUUGAAAGGAAAAGCUGAAUUAAGAACAAUUAUAUGAGGAGAAAGAAAAGAGGAAAAGGGAAAAGGAAAUAGAAGAGAUCAAAAAGGCAAAAACGGAGGCACAGAUGUGGAAGUAUAUCAACAAAGAGCGGAAAAACAGAGUCACCAUAGGAGAGACUAUCAGAAUGGUGGAUUGAUUAAAGCAUUUUAGCAACUUAUUAGGGGGAAGUCAGGAAAAAAUAACAGGUUGCAGAAGGGAAAGAAUGAGUGAAGUGAAGUGGACGAGGAAAAGAAACUAUCACGCGGAGAAAUAGAGUAUCAGUUACAAAGGCUAAUGUAGCGGUAUAUGGUUUGCAGAUGCGCGAGGGUAAAACUGACCGCUUGCAGAUGUUAGGUUUUAAGGUAAUAAAACCUACCUGGUAUUUGCAAGACGGCAAAUUAUUUUUACAUUCUUAAGAAACCGUUUCCGUAAAAUGUGUCCUUCUUUACAACUUCUGCCAGCCAUAUACCGCCAAGGUCUUUCCGACCGCGCGGGUAGUGCGGUCCCGAAAUGACCUUAUUGCCUACAUGUGGCAACCACCUUUGCUAGUCCCGAAAACUCAUCGACCAUCCCCGCCAAAUUAAGGCGGUGACAAAUUCCACCCCCGGUAUCUUCGGAAAGGUAACGCCUUUCCGAAGAAUACUAUAAAGGUAGUGGAAUUUGCAGAAGGAUACAGUCAGUCGCUCGUUGUUUACGGGACUCCGAGCCUAGAAAUACUCUUUGCAUGAUUUACUUUGUAAACAUUUUAAUUUACAUGUUUAUUAAAAUAUAUAUACAAAUAUUAAACUCACGCGCAAUCAUUUUAGUAACCCCAGCUGUUACAGCUAUAGAAAGGGAAAGUAGCAGGAGGAGAUGGGAUUCUUCCGGCGGAGGAAUGGAAAUACUGCCAGGGUAAAACUAGGGAGAAGUUGAUAGAUAUAUUUAGAAAAGUGUGGAGAGGAGAAGGUUUCCCGGCGGAUUGGAGAAAAGGGGUGAUAGUUCCUAUUCACAAGAAAGGAGAUGUAGAGGAGACUAAAAACUACAGGGGAGAUUAAAGAAGGAAGUGGAGGGAAAGAAGAUUUUACCAGAGUCGCAGGCUGGUUUCCGCAAGGACAGAGGAACGAUGGACAACAUAUAUGUGCUACAACACAUAGCGGAGAGCUAACUGAGAGCAGUUCCAUAUCUGUGCCUCCGUUAAAGGAACUGCAAAGAAGAGAGGAAAACUAUAUGCGCUAUUUAUAGACCUGAAGACAGCGUUUGAUAAAGUAGCAAGAGAAGAGCUGUGGAGGGUGAUGGAGAGAAGGGGCAUACGUAGAGGACUUAUAGGAAGGAUGAAAGAAAUAUAUGAAGCAACAGAAAAUGUAAAGUAGGAGAAGACUAGGAGAAGAAGUAUCGGGGAGUUUCAGGACAAAGACAGGAGUAAGACAAGGCUGCCCAUUAAGUCCAACGCUGUUCACGAUAUUUAUAUCGGAUCUGGAGGAGGUAUUGAGAAAAGGGCGAGCAGAAGGUAUAGUCAUAAGAAAGGAAAAGGCUUGGUCGUUGGCAUAUGCUGAUGAUAUAGUAAUGAUGGCACAGAGAGCAGAAGAAUUGGAGGAGAUUCUAAGAACACUAGAAAGAUAUUUAAAUAAAAAAAAAAGUUAAGCCUAAAUACAGAAAACUCAAAGGUAAUGGUAUAAAGCUGGAAUAAAAACUACAGGGUGUCCCAAAAAUGUUGUUACACCUUGAAAGGGGUGGUUCGGGAGGUGAUUUGAAACAACUUUUUCCUUAGCGAAAAUGUUGUCCGAAGCUUCGUUAAGGAGAUAUUAACGGAAAACACUGACCAAUCAGAACGCGCGUAUACCGUUGGAGCGGCCGCGGUAGCGUAUGAGCGCAGCCGCCAAGCGCGUCGUAGGGUACGCUCAACCGGCAUACUCGCGCUCUGAUUAGUCGAGGUUUUCGCUUAAUAUCUCCUUACUGAUACCUCGGACAACAUUUUCGCUAAGGAAAAAGUUGUUUGAAAUUAGUGGUUGUCCUGAACCACCCUUUUCAAGGUGUUAUAACAUCUAUCUAUCUAUUUUAAAUAUUUCCGCGCGAACUGCGUUUGAAAUCGCCGCUUCUGAUUGGCCCACGCGAUUCAGGCGUUACCAAUGAAAUUCAAAGCUUGCGCUGUAGUCGUCCAGUCAAUCCAGUUGCUCGUGGAUCCACGUGGACGUGGAUCAAAACAUGCGAAAUUGAAGUUUUGAAAGUACCUUUUCGAGGAUAGUUUUGACUUGAUAUUACGAACAAUUUUAAAGUGUAACAAAGUGCUUAAAAAUGAAUUAUGACAUAUCUAAUCUAACGGGAGUUCUGCGAUCUGUGUUUGGUUAUGAAAACUUCAAAAAUGACGUUCAGAAAGAAGCAACUAUCGCGAUCAGCACAGGUUCAGAGUAUGUGUGCAUAUCUAUGCCUCCUGGGUUCGGUAGAAAUCUUUGCUUUCAGUUACCAGUCAUUUCACAACAGGGCAAAAUCGGUGUAAUUUUUUCACCAAAGUUAUCUUUGAUGAAGAAACAUGUAGAUUUUUUAAGAGGCAAACACAUCAAUGCACGUUUAUUAAACAAGAGCUUAUUCGAUAACGAACGGAAAGCAAUUUUAAAAGACUUAACAUCGGAUACUCCUACAAUCGUAUUGUUGUAUUGCUCGCUUGAAAUAGUUAUGUGUCCAUAUUUUAAGAGUCUCAUGUUUUCAUUAAAAGAACGUAAAGUAUUGUCUUAUAUUGUGUUCGACGAAGCGCAUUGUUUAAGCGAAUGGGGAUAUGAAUAUAAAGCUUCAUACAAAAAAAUAAGUGUAUUACAUGGUAUAUGUAUGGGUGUUCCUACAGUUUGGGUGACUACAACCGUUACAGACAUGGUGAUCGAAGACAUUUGCAAACUGUUGACACUGAACGUUCCAAGAAUAUUUAGAAUACCGGUGCAACAAAUCAAUGUACAUCACGAUGUAUGGUUUGUAGACACACUUUCUAAUCCGUUAGAGCAUCUUAAAAGUUUUGUGAUAGAAGCACUUGGCUUCUUACAUUCGUCUACUCAUAAGAUACAUACAGGUCUUGCCAUUGUUUACUGUAGAGAGGAAGUCACAGCAGAGUUAAUAAAAAACAAGUUAAACGCUUUUGGUAUACCCACUGUUACAUGUCACCACAAACAAAAUAAUAGCACACGACGUAAUGUAGAAAAUAUGUGGAUAUCUGGAGAAGCUACUGUUAUUACUACUACGUAUGAUUAUGGAUUCAUUUAUAAAAAACCAAUUAGAUGCACAGUCUACUGGACAGUACCUAAAAAUCUUAGCAAAUACUAUAGAAAAUCUGCGCAAACGUGUACAGAAAACGGCCAUACAUAUUGCAGAAUAUAUUUUAGCAUGAAGGAAUAUUCUUCUGUGAAGUUGUUGAUUGAAAAACACGAUACAAUCGACGAUUCGGCGCUUAUUAGAAAACAAUUAUGCGAGUACGACAAGCUAGUCAAUUAUUGUUUAUCGAUUAAAUGUCGUCAUGCAGUUAUUAGCGAAUAUUUUGGGUAUACAACAAUGUCUUGCGAAACGAACUGUGAUGUUUGCAAAGACAAGGAAAUGGUGAAUAUAAGAACUCUUAAGUUUAUUACGUAUUCCGAAAAUGUAGGAGUUAAAUACAGUUGUGACUCAAACGAGGAUGAUAAAAAGCAAUCGAUGGAAAUUUUAGAAGAUAAUUUGAAUAAAUUCGAAAUUUCCUGUAAAAAAGAACCUGCUGCAGACAGGCUCGAUGAAAAGGGGAUUGUGCAAUGUAACGAUAACUUGGCAAUGAAUAAGCAAAAACCGUCGUCCAGCGAAAGUAGUUCAGUAGGCGCGCAAUUAUUUGUAAAGGACUCUUCACAAACUUCCAUGAAGGAUACGAUAAAAUGCGUCAGACGUAUUUCAAACGUAAUGAAUGCGUGUAAAUUGAGAACAAUGCAGGUGGAGAAGCACACCGUAAUCAAUGGGGCGAUAUCGUUCGUACCGCCAUCGUGUGGUUCUAAGAAUAAGGUUAACAAAAAAUCAGCAGAAAGAAUAAGUAGCACUCGGGUUUCCAGCGAACGAAAGGAAUUGAAAAACGAGUCGAGGACCAAUUCUGGAGACGUAAACAGCGUUGGUAGCAAGCAGGAGGUUCGAAAGAGGGAUCGAAUUUCAGAGAGCAUUUCGGGUCGAGAAGAAAGAACGAAACCUGAAAAUGGACAUGACGAUGAUAGUAUGCGAAAGAUCGAGAAGAGGGAUCGAAUUUCAAAGAGCGAUUCUUGCGAUGUCAUUGUCAUCUUCGAGGCGAUAGAACAAACGAGAAAACGAAAAAAUCGUUCCGUUUCCAUGGACACGUAUUCCGAUGAGUUCAAGUCAAAAAGAAGGAAAUUGAGAACCGAAAAUAAAUCGAGCAGCGCGACACGGAUACAGAUGGUUAGAGGAACUUCCGAUCAGGAUAAACGCGUGGAACGCGUCAAGGAUAAUGCGGAUGAGAUCGCACCGCGUGGCCAAUCGAUGGUAGAGCAUUUGAUGGAGAAAUACAAGUUGAACAAAGAUUCGAUAACGUUGGUUCCGCGUAAUGCAGAUGAGAUCCCGCUGCGUGGCCAAUCAACAGUAGAAUAUUUGAUGGAGAAAUACAAGUUGAGCAAAGAUUCUAUAACGUUGGUGCCGCGGAGGAAAUAAUUGCGGGACAAUGCAAUUAUUGUGAAAUUAAUAAGAACGUUUAUUCGAUUAUAGUUGCAGUUUUAUUUUUUGAACAUUUUUAAUAUUUAAUCAAUUUGGGCGAUGUUAAUGUGAGACAAUCGAAUGUACAGGGUGUCCCAAAAAUGUUGUAACACCUUGAAAGAGGUGAUUCAGGAGGUGAUUUGAAACAACUUUUUCCUUAGCGGAAAUAUUGUCCGAGGCGAGAGUUGGAACGCUCGCGGUAGGCGUAGACAGCGCGCUAGGCGAAUGCGCUCAUACGCUACCGGCAUCCUUGCGCUCUGAUUGGUCGGAGGUUUUCCGUUAAUAUCUCCUCAACGAAGUCUCGGACAACAUUUUCGCUAAGGAAAAAGUUGUUUCAAAUUACCUCCCAAACCACCUCAUUCAAGGUGUUACAACCUUUUUGGGACACCCUGUAUGUUGUACUGGUGUGCGUACGUCGUUUUUUAUUAAAAAUUCUACAAAUAAAUUACUUUGCAAUAAUAUAAUUUUGGAAAAUUGUGAAAUUAAUAAGAACGUUUAUUCGAUUAUA
Messenger RNA from Hylaeus volcanicus, 7312 nucleotides. Its product is annotated as ATP-dependent DNA helicase Q5-like. The record is from RefSeq and is a predicted model, not a curated record. Gene Ontology annotation, biological process: double-strand break repair via homologous recombination. Gene Ontology annotation, molecular function: 3'-5' DNA helicase activity; ATP binding; nucleic acid binding. NCBI's taxonomy places the organism in Eukaryota, Metazoa, Arthropoda, Insecta, Hymenoptera, Colletidae. The transcript is spliced from 10 exons. Gene Ontology annotation, cellular component: cytoplasm; chromosome. The coding region runs from base 4402 to 6762 and encodes 786 amino acids.